ACAUUGGAUGGGAAGGAAGUUCACAAAAGCCACGGACGCGCUGGCCCUCCUCCGGUGACACGCAGGCCCACGGGUUUAGCUUAAGGAAGUAUUCCUUGUUCGGACACGCGGGCGCUACCCGUCAGUUUUACACGCGGGCAAAACCUUCUCAACACGCUGGCUGCCGGAUUAGCUAUGGAACUGCCUUAUAA
Molecule: messenger RNA, 191 nt
Organism: Acaulospora colombiana
Lineage: Eukaryota; Fungi; Glomeromycota; Glomeromycetes; Diversisporales; Acaulosporaceae
Source: the annotation of a GenBank genome assembly